Messenger RNA from Argentina anserina (silverweed cinquefoil), 1612 nucleotides. Its product is annotated as hydroxymethylglutaryl-CoA lyase, mitochondrial-like. Lineage: Eukaryota; Viridiplantae; Streptophyta; Magnoliopsida; Rosales; Rosaceae. Gene Ontology annotation, biological process: L-leucine catabolic process; ketone body biosynthetic process. The transcript has a single exon. The coding region runs from base 385 to 1602 and encodes 405 amino acids. Gene Ontology annotation, molecular function: hydroxymethylglutaryl-CoA lyase activity. Gene Ontology annotation, cellular component: mitochondrion. The record is from RefSeq and is a predicted model, not a curated record.
UAGCUUUCCCAUAUCAAAGUUUAUUUAAGGAGAAUAGAUUGAUUUAAAGUGUAAACUACCCCCAUAACACAGGGUUAGGUGCAAGAAUGUAAAACCAACCCCAAAACACCUACCAACCCUUUCCCCAUCCCUCUCUAUUUCCUUGUGUAAACAUAAUUACUUGACCACCUAAUUUAGGUGAAAGAAUGUAAACCUGCCAUCUACCUACGCCUCCUUCUCCUUCUUAAAUUAGGUUUUCAGCCACACCUAACAAAGGUUAAGGCCUUAUACAACCUUCCUUAAGCGUGUUCUUCCCAACUUACAGGGAUUCUUGAUCUGAAACCCUAAACGGUGCUUCUUCUCAGAGAACUUCAGUUUGGCCUUUCACAAUCUACUUGCAGCACCAUGUCAAGCUUGGAGAAGCCACUUGUUUUUGAUAGGAUUCAGAAAUUCUCUUCUAGUGUUUGCAGGUCAAGAAGAUCAGAUGAUGUUGACCAAGGAACAGGUUGUAGCACAUCCAAUAGCUGCAAUGAAGAGUAUGCAAGUGACUACUUCUCCUUCAACCAAGAGGCUUUCAGCUUUGGCAGAAAUCACAAGGUUUUCAGAAGUAGUUUCGGAUCAUUGUUCUUGUCAGAUGAUGAAUGUAACUUCAAGACCAUUUGCAAUGAAAAAGAUGCAACACGUAGGUUCCUGAAAGGAAUAGGAUUACCAAAGUUUGUGAAGAUAGUAGAAGUUGGUCCAAGGGAUGGCCUACAAAAUGAGAAGAAGAUAGUAUCUACAGCUAUAAAGAUUGAGCUGAUCCAGAGGCUGGUUUCUUCUGGGUUAUCUGUCGUUGAGGCUACGAGUUUUGUUUCACCCAAAUGGGUUCCUCAGCUAGCAGAUGCAAAGGAUGUAAUGGAAGCGGUGCGCAAUCUUGAGGGUGGUGCUACAUUGCCUGUUCUAACACCUAAUCUGAAAGGCUUUGAAGCAGCAGUUGCAGCUGGUGCUAAGGAAGUAGCGAUUUUCGCAUCAGCUUCCGAGUCAUUUUCAAAGGUGAACAUCAAUUGUACCAUUGAAGAAAGCCUCAUUCGUUACCGAGCUGUUACUCGUGCUGCAAAGGAGCUUUCGAUCCCUGUUCGAGGGUAUGUAUCUUGUGCCAUUGGAUGUCCAGAAGAGGGAGCUAUUCAUCCAUCAAAAGUUGCUUAUGUAGCAAAACAACUCUUUGACAUGGGGUGCUUUGAGAUUUCUCUCGCCGACACGACUGGAGUUGGUAACCCAAGGACUGUUGUGCCAAUGCUUGAAGCUGUGAAGGCUGUUGUUCCAGUUGAGAAGCUGGCUGUUCAUUUCCAUGACACUUAUGGGCAGUCUCUUCCGAAUAUUCUGGUCUCUCUUCAGAUGGGCAUUGGCACAGUCGACUCCUCUGUUGCAGGUUUAGGUGGGUGUCCAUAUGCUAAGGGAGCUUCCGGUAACGUUGCCACUGAAGAUGUAGUAUACAUGCUCAGUGAACUUGGGCUGGAAACCAAUGUGGAUUUGGACAAGCUCCUGAAGGUUGGUGAUUUCAUCAGCAGGCAUUUGGGUCGCCCAACUGGUUCAAAGAUCGCCAUUCCCUCAAGUUCUGUGAAAGCUGAUGACUCUCAGGUUUAAGUUCUGAUUG